UGCCGCUUACGCAUGCUGGGCGGCAAGCGUGUACAGAGGCUGCCAUCUCAUUGGUGUCGCAUUUAAUCAUGUGUUUCUAAAGCUAGUCCGGGGUGUAAUUAUCUCUCUAAUUAAUUAAUGACGCCCCGUCGAUGGAACUGUUAACAAAAAAUAAAAAAACAAACAAGCAAGCAAAAACCAUCAUAAGGGGACAAUUCAUAAUGCUAUAAUUACUUAUUAUAAUUACUAAUCCUGUAGGGUUGAUGGCAGAAUUGGAGCAGAGUAUAACAUUUAUUAAUAAUUUAGGAUGGAAAAUUCUGGAAGAGAAAUUGCAGAAUACAAGGUGUGGAUUUAACAGUUUAAUCUGCCAUAGGUAAUGUGUAUGCGUGUGUUUGUGCAUGUCUGUGUAUGCGUGUGUUUGUGCAUGUCUGUGUAUGUGUGUAUGUUUUCUCUGCUGACUCCUCUGUGUGUCUCCCCACUCGUAAAUCCUACCUUUGAUAUAGACUUCCCUGCUUUUUCUUGAUGUCGUGAGGCUGUGAAUAUCGCCACAAUGGCCCUUGCAUCUUCUGUGCCCAUGUGGACAUGUGAAGGUCACCAGACGAGAUGUUAUCUUCCAUGCAUGCCCAGUGGUUUAUAUUACCUGCUGGUUCUGGUAGGGUGCUGUGGGUAGCGUUUUUUUUUUUUUUUCUUCACAUGACAAAAGCUGCCCCCCACCUUUUGCUCAUUUGUGUUUACACCAGUGAUCUCCCUUGUUUUCCUGGUGUGAACAAAUCUUGUCCGUUCCCAAAGGGGCGAGCAAAACUAUAAAUUUUGGGAUGUUGGCCGACGUCCGGAAUUACGGCUCUCCCGCUCCAGUGGAAGGAGAUGCUCUGAUGUAAGAUCUAGGCAUUUUUUUUAUGAGCUACCAAGUCUUUGUUGUCUGUCCAGGUGUAAAUUCACCUUAUUGCAGUUUCCCCGUAUGCAUCCGUGGUACCUACACCUCGCUGACUAAUCGUGAUUGUGUUUGACGUGGCAGGAGCCAGGAUUGGGGCCAUGGACCUGUGUCUGACCAUCAAGGGGGUAUCCUUUCUCCUCCAGGCAGGGCUGGGCAUCUUGGGUAACCUCGUCGUGCUGUUGGCAUACAUCCACGUUGCGCUUGCCAAAGGCAGCCUUCAGCCGGUAGACCUGAUUAUGGGCCACCUGGCCUUUGCCAACUUGAUGCUCCUGCUUACUCGCUGCGUCCCCCAGACCAUGACGGUCUUCGGGCUGCACAACCUGCUGGACGACCCCGGCUGCAAGGUGGUGAUUUACAUCUACCGCAUCACGCGCGCCCUCUCCGUGUGCGUCACCUGCAUGCUGAGCGCCUUCCAGGCCGCCACCAUCGCCCCCGCCAGCCCACGCUGGUCCGCCCUCAAGACCCGGCUGCCCCGGCUCAUCCUGCCUGCCUCGGCGGGGCUGUGGCUCCUUAACAUGAUCGUGUGCAUGGCGGCGCCAUUGUUCUCCAUCGCCCCGCGCAACGGAACCGUGCCGCCCUUCACGCUCAACCUGGGCUUCUGCCACGUCAACUUCCGUGACAACCUGUCGUACGUGGUCAACGGUGUGGCCAUCUCCGUCCGUGACUUCCUCUUCGUGGGCCUCAUGCUCUGGUCCAGCGGCUACAUCCUUCUCCUCCUACACCGCCACAGUCGGCAGGUGCGGAGCAUCCGUAGCUCCAGCCGGCGCACCCAGGGAGACACGGCGGAAACACGGGCGGCCAAGACCGUGGUGUCCCUGGUCACGCUCUACGCCAUUUUCUUCGGCAUCGACAACGUGAUCUGGCUCUACAUGCUGAGUGUGCCGCAGGUGCCCAUUGUCAUCGCCGACAUGAGGGUCUUCUUCUCCUCCUGCUACGCCUCCUUCAGCCCCCUCCUCAUCAUCAACUCCACCAAGAAGAUCAAAGCCAAGCUGGUAUGCACCGCGGCCGAAGAGGAUCAGUCGUCAGAGGCCUCUAGCAAGAAGAACACAACUUGACUGCUACACAGAACUACUCUUAGGUGGAGACCUUUUCUCAACCCUUCUAACGUACGUAAAACUCAUUACCCAAUUAGGAAAUGGAUUCUGGGAGCGCUUCUGCUUUCACAACCCAGCGAAAUAUGUUCAAUCCAUCCAUCUUCCAAUU
This is a messenger RNA of Paramormyrops kingsleyae, 2116 nucleotides long. Its product is annotated as olfactory receptor class A-like protein 1. NCBI's taxonomy places the organism in Eukaryota, Metazoa, Chordata, Actinopteri, Osteoglossiformes, Mormyridae. Gene Ontology annotation, biological process: G protein-coupled receptor signaling pathway. Gene Ontology annotation, molecular function: pheromone receptor activity. The record is from RefSeq and is a predicted model, not a curated record. Gene Ontology annotation, cellular component: membrane.